Molecule: messenger RNA, 2490 nt
Organism: Paramecium primaurelia
Lineage: Eukaryota; Ciliophora; Oligohymenophorea; Peniculida; Parameciidae
Source: the annotation of a GenBank genome assembly
AUGAAAAAGAUUAAUGUUUUCGUAGUUCCUAUUCAUGGAACAGUACUCUAUCCAUAUUAGAACUUAAAACUCAGACUAACAGAAUUGUAAUUCUAUGAUGCCAAAGUGAAUAAUAAUUAUGUUGCUAUUGUACCAGUAGUUGACCAAUAAAUUGAUGGGAUUUAAAGAAUUCAGAGAUUUAGUCAAUAUGGUACAUUAGUAAGACUUACAAGUGAAGAUUAUACGUAAUAAUUUGAUCAAAUAAUAUAGAGUGUAUGCUUCUAAUAAAAUUUACUAAGCAUUUUCAUUUGCUAGAAUCAAAAUAGAUUCUAUAAUUAAAUCUACUCCAUAUUAUAUGGUAUCAGCAGAAGUUUUAGGAGAUGAAAUUAUUGAUGAAUAAACAUUAUGGAGUAGUUAAAUAAUAGACAAUUUAAAGAAUCUAGCAAAAGUAAGAAUGUUGGAUAUUUUUUUUAGUAAUAUUUAGAGUAAUUCUAAAUGAAUCCAAGUCCACAAUUUUUAUAAAUCAUACAAGAAGAAAAGAACAUAAAUAAAUUGUUCUUUAUUAUAGCCUCUAAUGCUGAUUUACCUUAUAGUUAGAAACUCAAAUUAUUAUAAAUCGAUGACCACUAAACAAAGAUCAAUUUAUUAAUUCAAUAUUUAAAAACUAAGGUUGAAGAAUUUGCUUAAACAAAAGCUUUAGAAUAAAAAGUAUCUAAAGAUCUCAUGCAAUAAAUGUCUAAAUAGAUUAAUAAACCUACUAAUCUACCUAAUAAUCUUCCAAUCCCAUAUUAAAAAUAAAAAAAUAAUGAUAUUGAAAAAUUAUAAGCAAAAAUUAAAGAAGCCAAUCUACCAGAUCAUGUUAGAGAGAUUGUAGAAUAAGAAAUGUAAAAAAUUGAAAAAGGAUCUAUGGGAGUAGAUUCAAAUGUAACAAGGAAUUAUAUUGAUUUAAUACUUUAAUUACCAUGGAAUUAAUAAGUUGAAGAAACAUUGAGUAUUGAAAAAUGUAAAGAAACACUUGAUGCAGAUCAUUUUGGAUUAACUAAAGUUAAGGAGAGAAUAUUAUAAUUUUUGGCUGUGAAGAAAUUAAGAAAAGAAAGAAAAAUAGCUGAUUCUAAUGGUUAAGGAUCAAUUAUAUGUUUUUUUGGUCCUCCUGGAGUUGGUAAAACUUCGCUUGGUCAAAGUAUUGCUAAAUCUUUAAAUCGUCCUUUUUAUAGAAUUGCCUUAGGUGGAGUAUCUGAUGAAGCAUAAAUAAGAGGUCAUAGACGUACCUAUGUUGGUGCAUUUCCAGGAUCCUUUAUUUAAGCUAUAAAGAAAGUGAAAUGCAAAAAUCCAGUUAUUUUAUUGGAUGAGAUUGAUAAAUUAACAUCUAAUCAUAGAGGAGAUCCUAGUUCUGCUUUAUUAGAAGUAUUAGAUCCUGAAUAAAAUAAUCAUUUUAUGGAUAAUUAUUUGAAUAUUGAAUUUGAUUUAAGCAGUGUAUUAUUUAUAGCAACAGCUAAUUAAUUAGAAACUAUUCAACCAGCAUUAAGAGAUCGUUUAGAAUUGAUAGAAAUUGUUGGUUAUACCGUAAAAGAGAAAAUAGCUAUUGCUAAUAACUAUCUGAUACCUAAAUAACUAUAAAAAAAUGGGUUAGUAAAUGAAUAAGUUACUAUUCCUUCAGAAAUUAUACAUACAAUUAUAAAAUAAUAUACUAGUGAAGCAGGUGUUAGAUAAUUAGAAAGAAUAAUAGCCAAAAUUUAUAGAAACAUUGCUCUAAAAUAUAUAACAGAUUAAUAAAAUUUUAAAACUAUUGUUGUAGAUUAAGAAAGUUUAAUAGAAAUCUUAGGUCCAUCAAUUCAUUCAGAUAAACAUACUACUCCUUUGAUAUCAAUUCCAGGAGUAUGCAAAGGAUUGGCAUGGACUCCAGCUGGAGGAAAAGUGUUAAUGAUUGAAUCAGUGAAAAUGGAAGGAAAAGGAAAAUUUGAAAUUACUGGUAUGUUAGGAGAUGUAAUGAAGGAAAGCGUAAGAACAGCUAUUGGUUGGAUUAAAGCAUAUUGGCCAUAAAUUAAAAUAUUAAGCAAAUCAAGCACAAAUAUUAAUUUUGAUGCCCUUGAUAUUCAUGUAUAUUAUUUCUAUUAUAAUAAUAGAUACAUUUUCCAGCUGGUGCAACUCCAAAAGAUGGACCAUCAGCAGGUGUAGCUAUAACAACUGCAAUAGUAUCAUUGCUUACAGGAUUGAAGGUUAAAAAUAAUAUAGCAAUGACAGGUGAAAUUACUUUGACAGGUAGAGUGUUACCAGUAGGAGGUAUAAAAGAAAAAAUUCUUGGCGCAUUUGAGAAUGGAAUAUUUAAGUAGAGAUUAAAUUAAUGUUAGUGUUAUAAUCCCACAUAGAAAUAAGGCAAAUUUGGUAGAUGUUGAAGCUGAAAUAAAAGAAAAAAUGUCAAUUCAUUUAGUGAAAACUAUAGAUUAAGUGCUUCAAAUUGCUUUGGAAGGGAAUGGUCCCAAUUUUAAAAUGAUUAAUUUAUCUAAUUUGUGA